GGGGAAAUUCCCCUAAAAUAUCGCUUAUUUUCAUAGAAAUCCCUGUUUUUCCCCUAAAAUAUCGCUAAAAUGUCACCGUCACCCAUGGGUGCCCCCAAACCCCAAUGAUGUCACCUUUAGGUGUCCCCAACCCCCUGAGGUGUCACCGUCACCUAUGGGUGCCCCCAGCACCCAACGCCGUCACCCAUGGGUGCCCCCAACACCCAUUGCUGUCACCUCUAGGUGUCCCCAACACCCUCAGGUGUCACCGUCACCCAUGGGUGCCCCCAAAACCCAUUGCUGUCACCUUUAGGUGCCCCCAACCCCCUGAGGUGUCACCUUUAGGUGUCCCCAACAUCGUUACCCAUGGGUGCCCCCAACACCCAUUGCUGUCACCUUUAGGUGUCUCCAACCCCCUGAGGUGUCACCCAUGGGUGUCCCCAACACCGUCACCCAUGGGUGUCCCCAACACCCUCAGGUGUCACCAUCACCCAUGGGUGCCCCCAACACCCAUUGCUGUCACCCAUGGGUGCCCCCAAGUCCGUCGCCCAUGGGUGUCCCCAACCCCCUGAGGUGUCACCGUCACCCAUGGGUGCCCCCAACACCCAAUGCCGUCACCCAUGGGUGCCCCGCGCGGUUCGGACAAUAAAGUUGCAGGUGGAAUUGUUGAGCUGCUCCUUGGUUUUUAUUGGGGCUCAUUUUUGGGGGUGAAACCAGGGUGGUUUGGGGUCAAAAUGGGGCUUUUUUGGGGGGGGUUCCUGGGGGGGGUUGGGGGGUUGGGUUCCCAGGGCCAAAGGUGGCGUUUUGGGUGGCAGCACCCAGUGCAGGUAGCAAAGGUGGGGGUCCAGAGUCAACAUUGGGUGCCAUCAUCAACUAUGGGUGCCAUCAUCUCCCAUGGGUGCCACCAUCUUCCAUGGGUGCCAAAAUCUGGGCUCCCAAUGCCAAAAUCUGGGUCCUGGAUCCACUCUUGGGUGCCACCAUCUCCCAUGGGUGCCAAAAUCUGGGCCCUGGAUCCAUUCAUGGGUGCCACCAUCCUCAUUGGGUGCCAAAAUCUGGGCCUUGGAUGCAUUCUUGGGUGCCACCAUCCCCCAUGGGUGCCAAAAUCUGGGCUCCCAGUCCCAAAAUCUGGGUCCUGGAUCCACUCUUGGGUGCCACCAUCCCCCAUAGGUGCCAAAAUCGGAUCCUGGAUCCAUUCUUGGGUGCCAUCAUCAACCCUGGGUGCCAAAAUCUGGGUCCUGGAUCCACUCUUGGGUGCCACCAUCCCCCAUAGGUGCCAAAAUCGGGGUCCUGGAUCCAUUCUUGGGUGCCACCAUCCUCAUUGGGUGCCAAAAUCUGGGUCCUGGAUCCAUUCUUGGGUGCCAUCAUCCCCCAUGGGUGCCAAAAUCUGGGCUCCCAGUGCCAAAAUCGGGGUCCUGGAUCCAUUCUUGGGUGCCAUCAUCAACCCUGGGUGCCACCAUCAACCAUGGGUGCCAAAAUCUGGGUUCCCAGUGCCAAAAUCUGGGCCCUGGAUCCACUCUUGGGUGCCACCAUCAACCAUGGGUGCCAAAAUCUGGGCUCCCAGUGCCAAAAUCUGGGUCCUGGAUCCAUUCUUGGGUGCCACCAUCCCCCAUGGGUGCCAAAAUCUGGGUUCCCAGUGCCAAAAUCUGGGUCCUGGAUCCACUCUUGGGUGCCAUCAUCCCCCAUAGGUGCCAAAAUCUGGGUCCUGGAUCCAUUCUUGGGUGCCACCAUCCCCCAUGGGUGCCAACAUCUGGGUCCUGGAUCCAUUCCUGGGUGCCAUCAUCAACCAUGGGUGCCAAAAUCUGGGUUCCCAGUGCCAAAAUCUGGGUCCUGGAUCCAUUCUUGGGUGCCAUCAUCAACCCUGGGUGCCAGCAUCUCCCCCAUGGGUGCCAAAAUCUGGGUUCCCAGUGCCAAAAUCUGGGUCCUGGAUCCACUGUUGGGUGCCAUCAUCCCCCAUGGGUGCCAAAAUCUGGGUCCUGGAUCCAUUCUUGGGUGCCAUCAUCCCCCAUGGGUGCCAAAAUCUGGGUCCUGGAUCCAUUCUUGGGUGCCAUCAUCAACCAUGGGUGCCAAAAUCUGGGUUCCCAGUGCCAAAAUCUGGGUCCUGGAUCCAUUCUUGGGUGCCAUCAUCAACCCUGGGUGCCAGCAUCUCCCAUGGGUGCCAAAAUCUGGGCUCCCAGUGCCAAAAUCUGGGUCCUGGAUCCACUCUUGGGUGCCACCAUCCCCCAUAGAUGCCAAAAUCUGGGUCCUGGAUCCAUUCAUGGGUGCCACCAUCCUCAUUGGGUGCCAAAAUCUGGGUCCUGGAUCCAUUCUUGGGUGCCAUCAUCCCCCAUGGGUGCCAAAAUCUGGGCUCCCAGUGCCAAAAUCUGGGUCCUGGAUCCAUUCCUGGGUGCCAUCAUCCUCAUUCUUGGGUGCCAUCAUCCCCCAUGGGUGCCAAAAUCCGGGUCCUGCCCCCAUUCUCAGCUGCCCCCCCCCCCCCCCAAGCUCCCAGAUCCCAACCUCCUGCCCCCAUCCUUCCCCCCCCCCCCCCCCAAAGACCCCCACGCCAUCACCCCACCACCACCGCCGCCGCCAUCGCCGCCAUCGCCGCCACCAGGGCCGAAAGCCCUCGGAUGCCAUCGGUGCCAUCGGCGGCGCCGGCGGGGGGCAGCGGCUGAGCCCAAAUCUCCUCCCCUCUUCCUUCCUCCUCCGGGGUGCAGGGGCUGCCAUCGUCAUCAUCAUUGGGGACGGGGCCGAGGUUGGGGUGACGGAGAGGAGCGUCGGGGACCAGGGUUGA
Molecule: messenger RNA, 2749 nt
Organism: Lagopus muta (rock ptarmigan)
Lineage: Eukaryota; Metazoa; Chordata; Aves; Galliformes; Phasianidae
Product: formin-2-like
Exons: 6
Coding region: 1442-2749 (435 amino acids)
Source: RefSeq, a predicted model, not a curated record